Molecule: messenger RNA, 1308 nt
Organism: Zychaea mexicana
Lineage: Eukaryota; Fungi; Mucoromycota; Mucoromycetes; Mucorales; Lichtheimiaceae
Exons: 10
Coding region: 1-1308 (435 amino acids)
Biological process (GO): L-tyrosine biosynthetic process
Molecular function (GO): NAD+ binding; prephenate dehydrogenase (NAD+) activity; prephenate dehydrogenase (NADP+) activity
Source: RefSeq, a predicted model, not a curated record
AUGUCUUUAGAGGAGAAGGAGAAUGUCGAACUCGGAAUCAUUGGUGCAGGUGGAAUGGGUCGAUUUUAUGCACAUCGUCUUUCCAAAGCUGGCUGGAAAAACGUGAAUGUAUGCGAUCUACCAGAGAAAUACGAAAAGCUCAAAGAGGACUUUGAAGGAACACCUAUUAAUGUAUUGCCUGAUGGAUUUCACGUUUCGCGUCGUUGCGAUUGGAUCAUGUAUGCCGUUGAAGCCGAAUAUAUCGAAUCUGUAGUAGCGAAAUUUGGACCUGCCACGAAAAUGGGUGCCAUUGUGGGAGGCCAGACAUCAGUGAAGCAGCCGGAAAUCGAUGCAUUAACAAAAUAUCUGCCAUCUGACGUGCAUAUCGUGUCGUGCCAUUCUAUGCACGGACCUGGCGUCGAUCCCCGUGGUCAGCCGCUGGUUGUUGUAUGUCAGCGAGCGACAGACGAAAAGUACGACCUCGUAUUGAAGAUUCUGUCAUGUUUCGAAUCCAAUUUUGUACAUCUCAGUGCCGAAGAGCAUGAUCGGAUCACCGCAGAUACACAAGCUGUCACCCAUGCUGCCUUUUUAAGUAUGGGAAGCGCAUGGAAGGCAAACUUUCAAUUUCCCUGGCUCAUUCCACACUUUGUGGGCGGUAUCGAAAACGUCAAGGUCAACGUAGCAAUGCGGAUCUAUAGCAACAAAUGGCACGUUUAUGCAGGUCUUGCUAUCAUGAAUCCCAUUGCCAAAGUACAAAUUACACAGUAUGCACGAUCCGUUGCAGAUUUAUUUAAACUGAUGAUCCAAGAAAAAGAAGAACAGUUUCGAGCGCGGAUUAAAGAGGCUGGCGAAUAUGUAUUUGGCGGAUUACAAAAGGACCAUGUUCCAAUUUUACUGUCAGACGAUAUCCUUGACGAGUUCUCAUUAUCCAAGAUGCCCAAAGCACAACAGCGUCAGCCAAACUCGCACUUGUCGCUGCUUGCUAUGGUCGAUUGUUGGUAUACACUCCGUUUGAGUCCGUACGAACACAUGGUGUGUCAGACUCCGUUAUUCAGAUUAUGGAUGGGCAUUACGGAGUAUCUAUUCCGCAAUCCAACCAUGCUGGAAGACGCGAUCCAAGCGGCACUUUACCGUAAAGAGAUUCGACCAGAUGACAUGGAGUUUGUUACCUGUGCACGUGGCUGGGCCGAAAGUGUAUCCUUAGGAAGCAUGGAGGCAUAUCAAAAGCGAUUUACGGAAUCAGCCGCAUACUUUGAGGAUCGCUUCUCGGAGAGCACCAUCCUGGGCAACAACAUGAUUGCCAUGAUAUCGAAGAACAUGCAGAAAUAA